Miniopterus natalensis is the source of this 2146-nucleotide messenger RNA. RefSeq names its product phospholipid phosphatase related 1 (gene PLPPR1). Gene Ontology annotation, molecular function: phosphatidate phosphatase activity. Lineage: Eukaryota; Metazoa; Chordata; Mammalia; Chiroptera; Miniopteridae. Gene Ontology annotation, biological process: phospholipid dephosphorylation; phospholipid metabolic process; signal transduction. The record is from RefSeq and is a predicted model, not a curated record. Gene Ontology annotation, cellular component: plasma membrane.
GUAGGAAACGACACGCAGCGAAGUUAUUCCAUCAUCCCGUGUUUUAUAUUCGUCGAGGUUCAGAUGGCCACAGAAGGAAGCUCUGUAGCUCUUGGAUUUGUAUGUGCUGAGUUCAAGUGAUCAACAAAGACACACACAGCUUGUCAUCAUGGCCGGGACAGUGCUGCUUGCCUACUACUUCGAAUGCACUGACACUUUUCAGGUGCAUAUCCAAGGAUUCUUCUGUCAGGACGGAGACUUAAUGAAGCCUUACCCGGGGACAGAGGAAGAGAGCUUCAUCACCCCUCUGGUGCUCUAUUGUGUGCUGGCUGCCACCCCAACUGCUAUUAUUUUUAUUGGUGAGAUAUCCAUGUAUUUCAUAAAGUCAACCCGAGAAUCUCUGAUUGCCCAGGAGAAAACAAUUUUAACCGGAGAAUGCUGUUACCUGAACCCCUUACUCCGAAGGAUCGUAAGAUUCAUAGGAGUAUUUGCGUUUGGGCUUUUUGCUACUGACAUUUUUGUAAACGCUGGACAAGUAGUCACUGGGCACCUGACGCCAUACUUCUUGACGGUGUGCAAGCCCAACUACACCAGUGCGGACUGCCGGGCCCACCAGCAGUUCAUAAACAAUGGGAACAUUUGUACUGGGGACCUGGAAGUGAUCGAAAAGGCUCGGAGAUCCUUUCCCUCCAAGCACGCCGCUCUGAGCGUUUACUCCGCCUUAUAUGCCACGAUGUACAUCACAAGCACAAUCAAGACGAAGAGCAGUCGACUGGCCAAGCCAGUGCUGUGCCUCGGGACCCUCUGCAUGGCCUUCCUGACGGGCCUCAACCGGGUCUCCGAGUAUAGGAACCACUGCUCCGAUGUGAUCGCAGGCUUCAUCCUGGGCACUGCUGUGGCCCUGUUUCUGGGAAUGUGUGUGGUCCAUAACUUUAAAGGAACACAAGGAUCUCCUUCCAAACCCAAACCCGAGGAUCCCCGUGGAGUACCCCUAAUGGCUUUCCCAAGGAUAGAGAGCCCUCUGGAAACCUUAAGCGCACAGAAUCACUCCGCUUCCAUGACCGAAGUCACCUGAGAUGGCUGAUGCGUCGCAAGCUGUUUUUUUUUUUUAAUCACCCUCCAAUUCGAUACUUCAAGACACACAGUUACUGGAUGUCAAACUGUGAAGACAAGUAUUAUGUUUAUCUAGUUAGAGGCUAAUGUUUUGUACAUUUUUGUAUGAAGAAGUGAUGUAGCUUGCCCUGACUUUUUUUUUUCUUUUGGUCAGCUUUAAUAUAUUUAUGCCAGAAUUUCAAACCAACAAAAUUCUCUUCUUGUUCAAGUGUGCAUUGAAGAACCACAUUUAUUCAAUGAUUAAUGUUGUUUUGUGAUAUUUGUACACAAACCUUUUCUCAGUUUUAUAGACACAGAGAUAAAAUUAAUAUUAACAAUUCACUUUAACCUUUUAUUACCACAGUUGCUGCCUCCUCCAGAAUUUUUGAAUAUUAAUGAAAGUUAACUUUUGAGUUGCAGGGAGGACAAUGUUGGUUAAUGGCAAAUCUCAAAAUCAAUUGUACAGGAAGAAAUAUUACUUUCAUAAAUAACUUUGUCUUCUGAUCUAACCUGUCAUUGCAUUCUAAGUUAAAGGAAUAUAUUAAUGAAGUCACCUAGUUACACAAGCAGUUGGAAGAAAAUCCUAAAUUUGAGGGGUAUUGGAUUAUAGGAUUCUUUCUCAGACGGUGGUCUCUCCCGUCUAAGAAACUCAAGAUGAUUCUGGAACUAUGUCCUUGGUCAGGCAGGUCACACUGCAGCCUUCUUUCCAAAAAGCAGCCAGCACCAGCCUCCCCUGUCAACUCAACAGUUUUGUAUAUCAUAUUGAAUGGACUUUAUAUGAAAAUGAAUAUUUUACAGUUUGCACAGUGUUAUUUUACAGAAAGGGUAUCUAAGCAUCUACAGCUCAGAGCCCAGAGCCACAGCUUGACUUUGUGGCUUUUAAUUGUUCUAGAAUUUUAACUGCAUCUCAUUUUUCUAGCAUGGUGAUAACCGACGUGUAACUCCUCGAUGAAAGGAGCUCCCUUGUCUGUACCUAUCCGAAUGUUUUCUUGACACUUCCAUGUUGGCUCUUCUUACCUUUUUUUGUACAUAUUUUUUUUCUAAAGAGAAGGAAAAAAAGUUAUCACAAAAUGUA